Molecule: messenger RNA, 1571 nt
Organism: Contarinia nasturtii (swede midge)
Lineage: Eukaryota; Metazoa; Arthropoda; Insecta; Diptera; Cecidomyiidae
Product: segmentation protein Runt-like
Exons: 2
Coding region: 78-1382 (434 amino acids)
Biological process (GO): regulation of DNA-templated transcription
Cellular component (GO): nucleus
Molecular function (GO): DNA-binding transcription factor activity, RNA polymerase II-specific; ATP binding; RNA polymerase II cis-regulatory region sequence-specific DNA binding
Source: RefSeq, a predicted model, not a curated record
UAUUGCAAUUCGUUUUUAAUUUGCAAUAGACCUUAGUGCUUUUGAAAAAAAGAAGAAAAAAAUAAAUAAUAUUCAAAAUGCAGUUGCAAGCAACACAAUCAUCGCCAUCAACAAACAGCACCACAUCGUCGUCACAACAGCAACCACAAUCACAAAACGAAUCAAACAUGUUGAAUGAUAUGUUUCCAAAUUUAUUGAAUGUGUUGACAGAAUGUCACGGUGAUUUGGUUCAAACUGGUUCGCCAAUGAUUCUAUGCUCGUCAUUGCCACCACAUUGGCGCAGCAAUAAAAGCCUGCCAUGUGCAUUCAAAGUGAUUGUACUCGACUACGAAAUUCCCGAUAAUACAGAAGUUGUGAUUACAGCCGGUAAUGACGAAGAUUGUAAUCCAAAAUUGAAAAAUAAUACAGCCGUUUUGAAAAACGGUGUUGCUAAAUUCAACGAUCUUCGAUUUGUGGGCAGAUCAGGACGUAAGAAAUUAUUUUCCGUUGUAAUCACAAUUCGUUCAUCGGUCAAUCAACAAACUAUGACUACAAUUCCCGAACAAAUCGCCACAUACGACAAAGCAAUCAAAGUCACAGUGGAUGGACCUCGCCAGCCAAGAAGUAAGCAAAGCUUUGGAUACGGACAUUCGAAUGGAUUGCAUCCAUUCAUGAUGAAUCCAAACUGGCUCGAUGCAGCUUAUAUGAGCUACGCAUUUCCCGAAUAUUUCCGCCAACAACCACAUAGUCCGCCAAGAAACGUACCAGCCACGGUACUGCCACCAACAAUGGCAUCAGCCCAACCAACCAUUCUUACGACACAUUCAACCACCACAAUAGUCCCGACGUCACGAUCGGGUACAUAUCUACCAUCACCAUUCCAUCCGUUUGCUCAUCCAGAAUUAUUAUACCAAAAUCAAUUUUUGCCAUAUAAUUUGACCGGUUUGCGUAGCAUUUCAAAUGGCCGUCCCAUUCAUCAUCAUCUCCAACACAACACAAGUCUACCAUCUGAAUCGUCUGUAAUGUCAAACCGAACGUCCGAACUUUUGAGCACAUCACGUUUAUCACCCACCUCAUCACGACCAUCAUCAUCGAGCCCACCAUCAUCGCAACACAGUGAUGUCAUCAAAAAUGAAUCGGAAGAAUCGGACGAUGAACAAAUCGACGUGGUGAAGUCCGCCUUUGUACCAAUUUUACGACCAAACCCGGCCGCCCAUUCAUUCGUUGACGUAACUGAUUCAACAACAAUCACCGAUCAAACAGAUGCAAAAAUCCGUUGCGAUUUGAAAGCGCCAUCAUCACGGAAACCCGUCCAUGAAACCGCACCAACUGGUCCACGAUCACCUGAAACCAAAAUUAAAACACCGAUUAGCGCACAAAAACCCGUAUGGCGACCAUAUUAAUUAUAAAUUAAUGGCAACAAGCACAAUUGUGCAGGACAUAAUUAAUGAAUCUGUGACCGCGUGCGUGCACGCUCUUUAUGUAUAAAGGUGAAACUUAGUUAGAUUAAAUUAUUUUGAGGUGGAGACAUUUUUUUUUUCAUUCAAUGUAAAUAAACAAAUAAUUAUAUAUUUUUUUUUAUUUUUCAAUAU